Messenger RNA from Tachysurus vachellii, 5421 nucleotides. It is a transcript of the gene lrrc4.2, whose product is annotated as leucine rich repeat containing 4.2. Gene Ontology annotation, molecular function: protein binding. Gene Ontology annotation, cellular component: glutamatergic synapse; plasma membrane; postsynaptic density membrane. NCBI's taxonomy places the organism in Eukaryota, Metazoa, Chordata, Actinopteri, Siluriformes, Bagridae. The transcript has 3 exons. Bases 1193 to 3142 code for a protein of 649 amino acids. Gene Ontology annotation, biological process: postsynaptic density protein 95 clustering; modulation of chemical synaptic transmission; synaptic membrane adhesion. The record is from RefSeq and is a predicted model, not a curated record.
AGUGCACUGCUCUGAGCGGGAUGCGUCAGCAGUACAUUCACGUUUCCAUUGAAGGACAAAAGGAGGAGGUAGAACACAGAGGUUUGACUGCCUGCAACCCUGUCACAUAAAGGGAAAAAGCGCAAGAGGAUCCUGAAUGCUGGGGAUACGACCGCCAGGCAGUCCACAGCUCACAGGCAGAGCAGGCAAACUGCCACAACUUACUACCUCAAGAAGCAGGAAUAAAAGAAUACUGCAAGAUCUUUACCGGGGAGAAGAAGUACGGAAUCCUAUUCAAGACAAGCGCUCUGAAAUCGACAGCAUGUCACACAGCAAGAUCAAUUCCUCCUUUUUCUGACACUGAAGUGAGUGAGUGAGAGAGAGAGCAUGAGAAAGAGAGAGAGAGCAAGAACACACAAUCGCUAGAGAGAGCUUCACUGCUGCGAUGCUGUUGCCCCCCUUCCUCCCCCUUCCUGCUUGCGCACCACCACCCCCGAGCCCCCCUCCAGAGAAACUGACGGAUUAUUGCUAACUGUGCACGCGGCAGUCUGCAGCUGCUACGGCAACGAGCAGGAGAACAGCGAGUUGAAAAAAGCAAGACGGAAUGACCGCAAUGUGCGUCCGUUGGCGUUUUUUGUAUUCGUCAGAGAACUGCUAAUCGACAGGACAAGUGUCGACGGGGGAUGAACAACAGCGUGUUAGUCUAUAACAGGCAGGAAGGAAUAUCUUUAAAAGACUUGGGAUACCAGUCCCAACACUAUUGCUUUUUCUUCUUCUUUUUCUGCGCUACUUGCAGUUUGGAAAUGGAGUCUUGUGAAAAAUGUUCAGCUGUAUGCAGCGUCGGCUUCCAAGGACAAUCAAUGGGGGAGCUGAGAGGAGAUCUUUUACAAUCUGACUGGAUCCGUGCACCUGCUUAGCUCAAUGGGCCUUACCUCUUGAAUCAGUUUAUUUAAACGUUGCAUUCCUCUGAAAUUCAAAGGAGCCAUUUUGGCACGUCUAUUCACAGUCCAGUUUACUUUCUUUUGAAAAAUGUUGUACUGAUCUUAUUGAACAUUGUCAGUGUUAUGCAAAUUAAAAAGGGACAUUCAACGGAGAACUAAUGAUUACCAUACUGCACUGUCAAUGGAAAACAGAAGCAGUGUCUUGCUCAAGCCAGGGUAGGGCCACUGUUCUCCGUUCCCGAGCCGAAUCCCCACAUGAUGUUGAAUUAUGAAUGCGCCACAUCAUGAGUCUCUUGUGGCAGGUAACUGUGCACUGGAACGCAGCCCUGCUCUGUGCAGUCUACCUCAUGGUGCGAGCGUGGAGUGUGUGCGCCACCCCCACCGGACCGCAGAACUGCCCAGCUGUAUGCUCCUGCAGUAACCAGUUCAGCAAGGUGGUGUGUACCAGGCGUGGCCUGGUUCGAGUGCCCCCUGGCAUUCCCACAAAUACACGGCACCUUAACCUCAUGGAGAACAGCAUUGAGGUAAUCCAUGCUGACACCUUUCGACACCUCCACCAUCUGGAAGUGCUGCAGCUUGGCAGGAACUCCAUCCGGCAGAUUGAGGUGGGGGCCUUCAAUGGUCUCACCAAUCUUAACACUCUGGAGCUCUUUGACAACCGGUUGACUGUAAUCCCAAGUGGUGCUUUUGAGUACUUGUCUAAGCUGCGGGAAUUAUGGCUCAGGAACAACCCUAUUGAAAGCAUACCAUCUUAUGCAUUCAACCGUGUCCCCUCUCUCAUGCGGCUGGAUUUAGGAGAACUGAAAAAACUGGAGUAUAUCUCGGAGGGUGCUUUCGAAGGAUUAUACAACUUGAAAUACCUAAACCUUGGAAUGUGUAAUCUGCGGGAGAUGCCUGUGCUCACCCCGUUGGUGGGGCUGGAGGAACUAGAGAUGUCAGAAAACUACUUUCCGGACAUCAAACCUGGAUCCUUUAGGGGUCUGAAAUCCCUAAAAAAGCUCUGGAUUAUGAACUCCAAAAUCACCACCAUGGAGAGAAAUGCAUUUGAUGAUGUCACAGCCUUGGUUGAACUCAACCUGGCCCAUAAUAACAUUAGCUCUUUGCCCCAUGACCUUUUUGCACCCUUGAGUUACCUGGUAGAGCUGCACUUGCACCAUAACCCAUGGCGGUGUGACUGUGACGUGGUGUGGCUGGCUUGGUGGCUAAGAGAGUACAUCCCUACCAACUCCACGUGUUGUGGCCGCUGUCAUAGCCCUGCCCAUCUGCGAGGACGCUACCUAGUGGAAGUGGACCAGACUACGUUUCAGUGCUCUGCUCCUUUUAUCCUGGAUGCUCCACGGGACCUUAACAUAUCUGCAGAGCGAGUGGCUGAGUUCAGGUGUCGCACAGCUCCCAUGUCAUCUGUCAGAUGGCUUCUACCCAAUGGAACAGUUCUGACCCAUGGCUCCAAUCACCCAAGGAUAUACGUUCUCAAUGACGGAACUCUAAAUUUUUCCAAUGUUCUGCCAUCUGACACAGGUGUGUACACGUGCAUGGUGACAAACAUGGCUGGAAACUCCAAUGCAUCAGCUUACCUGAAUGUGAGUGCAGCCGAGCUCAACACCUCUGAGCACCUAAGCUAUUUUACCACAGUCACUGUGGAAAUAGUUGAGUCGACAUCAGUGGAGGUGAUUAAACCGAAGACGGUCACGGCUUCACCCUCCGUCUUCCAGCCUGUGUUUAUCUCAACUCCAACUGUGCUACUGCAGACACCAAGACAGGUUAGUGUGCCAACUAUCCGAGGAACAGUGCGCCCUUCUGCCACCUUAGACGAAGUGAUGAAGACUACAAAGAUCAUCAUUGGCUGCUUUGUUGCCGUCACGCUGCUCGCUGCGAUCAUGCUAAUUGCGUUCUACAAGCUCCGUAAACGACACCAACAGAGGAGCACAGUGGCAGCUGCCAGGACUUUAGAGAUCAUCCAAAUGGAGGAGAACGUUCCUCCUACCACAUCGGGAACAACUUUACCAGGAGAGGGUGGGAUGGUGCUACCAGGUCUAAGAGAUCGUAACAACACCUACAAGUCCAGCUACAGCACCUACAAACCAGCACACUCUGCUCCCUGGACAGAGAACAGCAUUAGCAAUUCUCUACAUCGCCCUCGGCCCACAACCAUCAGCACCAUCCCGGAACCCUACUUGAUUAAAACUCACACCAAGGAGAAGGUACAGGAAACCCAGAUCUAACAUUCCCAUAACCUUCUCCUCCUUGUACCCUUUUUUUCUGUUCCUCAUGAAAACAUGCAAUAGAAUGCACAAAGGAAAGACAGCGAUUACUUUUGUACCCAGUGCAAAAAUGAGACUGUUUUUCUUGUACAUGCUUAUAUAUAAAUAUAUGAAUAUAAAUAUAUAAAUUAAUCCAUUAUGGGGUGAUAAGAGAAGCAGAUUAUAUAUAAAAAAAAAAGAAAAAAUGAAUUUAAAACUAUUUUCUAAUGUGUAACUUCUAUUUAAGACGGAAUAAUGAAGAUAAUGACAUUACACUGCAGAUGCGAAACAGAUUUGUUUGAGAAGUCUGUGGUUUUUAGACCAUGCUAGAUAUAAUCCAGUAACAUUUCUACAUAACUGUCCCCAAAAUAAUAUUUACAAGUUUCUCUUGUAAGAGCACCAAGAAUUUGUAAUGUGCCAAAUGUUAUACAUGAAAUUUGGGUUGAAGAAUUCUAUGACAAAACAACGCAAGACAUAAAAAAAAAAAAAAAAAAAAAAAACAAUAGAAAAAAAAAAAAAAAAAAAACACAAAAAAGGAAAAAAGUUCUCCUGAGUCUGCUGAGUCUCAGUAGCUAUCAGCCAAAUGGUUUUGGUCUCUUAUGUGCUUUUUUCAGUGAGUGCUUUUGCAGUUUAACUUCAUAUUUAAGGAGAAUCCCCAGUGCUGAACAAACACCUACAGUGUUUUCAUAAGUGUUCCUGGAUACAAAUCAACAUUGAUUCUUCAUUCACUACUGGGGAUUUUUCUAUGCAGUUUGUUUUGUUUUGUAUUGAACCUGUGUCUCAGCAAGAAGCAGUGAGGUGAUCUGAUUCCUGCUUUUUCCCCCCUUAAUUCCCCUUAAGCCUCUUUAGAGUUUUUUUUUUUCUUUUAAGGGGAUUUGACAAAUUUACCAACAGUAGCUCUGACCAUUAUCUUCUCUGUAACUGGUCCCAAUUCUUUUAAGAUCCCAAAUGCUUUGUUAAGACUUGAGCGGCUUUUAGGGCUAAAAUAUAGUUAAAAAUGUUACAACAGUUGCCUCAGAUUAGUAGUGUAAGGGCUGAACAGGAUGUUUAUUUGCAACACUGCAGAGAUCGUUGCAAUGUCACGAUGGUUUGUUGCGAGCUGUUAACAUUAUCAUGACUGCUUACAGUAUAUCUAUUUUUUUUUUCUUAAUCACGAAAGGGUAUACAAAGGAAUGUGUGACUUUUAGGCUGUCCUCAAUGGUGAUCAUUCAAACAGUGAAUUUCAUUUGUCCUUAUUUCAAGCAACAGUAUUUUUAUGAGGAGUCUUCAGAGGUUCCAACAAUAAAACAUUUGGUUUGUAUUUCUCUAAAGAUAACUCUUUGCUCUUGCCUUUUUUUCCCACUUUUGUACGCAGUGGUAGAAGUUUGAGAAUUGUAAUGGAAAGACUAACCCUUCUCUGUCAGAUAUCAUUUUUGGGAAUGCGCCAGAUUUGCAUCUGCAGGUCCAGUGCACAGAAUUUUCAUGGCACAUUUUGCUUCUCCUUCUUUUGUGGCAAAACGGCUUGCUGGGUAGAUUUGAAUCUUUGCCAAUACGCCGAUAGCAUAUGGUCCCGUCUAUUAAGAGCGAAUAUUAUGUUCAUGACACAAAGGUGCAGCACUGACAUAAAAAAAAUGUAGUCUGCUUUUCUGACACAAUAAAUACAAUGCAAUAGGCAGACUUUUGCUAGGAUCCUAUUUCCCCCGUCAUUAUGGCACUUAGAGCUCAGGUAACACAACUCCAUUUGAAGCACUGGACUAAUAAGGUUAAGUGCGGCUUUUAAUAUCAUCCAUUAUUGAUCUUGUUAACCUGUGCACAUAGAAAAUUAGGUAUGGAGUGCAUGUGUGUGUUACAUCAAGAAAGUGUAUGUGAAUGACAUUCAGUGCCGUUUUAUGACUCCCUUUUACAGUGUAGUCUUGUAAACUCAACAAUGCAUUUUUUUUUUUGAACAGCGAAACUUCUAUUGCUCUAGAACAUUUUGAAUGCCUCCCUGGGCUAUUUUUUUGGUUUGUUUGUUUGUUUGUUUUGUUUGUUUGUUUGUUUUUUCCUUUAGUGAGUGACCUUUAAUAUGAUUACAGUGGCUUACGUUCAUAUUAUGCUGCCUCGGCAUUUCAGGCAGAUUCUUUACAACAUUCUAUGUUGACUCUCUGUAUAUGCCGAAUAUUAAAACAUUUCUUCUGAUGCCAUGCAACAUAGAGUCUGUUUUAGGCUUGAAUGGGUGCUAAAGUGCUAUUACGCUGUACAUUUUUAGCAUGGAUGGGAAAGAGGAGAGGGUGCAGUCUGUA